This is a messenger RNA of Paraphaeosphaeria sporulosa, 424 nucleotides long. RefSeq lists its product as uncharacterized. The coding region runs from base 14 to 349 and encodes 111 amino acids. The transcript has a single exon. The record is from RefSeq and is a predicted model, not a curated record. NCBI's taxonomy places the organism in Eukaryota, Fungi, Ascomycota, Dothideomycetes, Pleosporales, Didymosphaeriaceae.
CGCGCAGAAUGUAAUGCACGUCACCACACCUGGCACCGUGGGCGAUACCAUCACGCGGUACUCUCGAGGCACUGGUGGCAUGUUCCGCUGGGCUACGCCAUACGAGCCUCUCCCCUCCAACACUUGCGAAAUCAGAACCGAUGUUCUGGGCUUCCUUGGCCAGCAAGUCCUGAAAUGUACCGGGUCUCUCAAGAGUCCUUCGCAAACGUUUACGGGUUUUGCAGACAAGGAUGUCAAUGGCAAUGGCUUGCAUUACCUCUUCGGAGUUCAGGUUUCGAAUGGCACUGCAUUGUACGGUGAGCAGCUCUUAGAAUUGGGUCUGUUCAACGGAGGUGGGUGUCCUGUAUAGAUUUUGCACAGCAUCACAGGAGUACUAUCUGGCACUUUAUAUAUCAUUUAGCCGUUGGCUUUAGACGGUUGGCAU